GGAGACUUUUUUGACAAGAACAGUCGUCGCACAUUCACAAUCGUAGUGCGACGCCAAAGGGGAGAAUUAACCUAAACUAAAAUUGAACACCGAUUACUACUGACGUCAUCUCGACGCUGCUCCUAACCCGGAAAUAAAACACCGUCGUGUUUUGUAUGUGGCCUUUUUUUUUUGCCGGCUAUUUUAAAGUCAUCUUAGUCUCCUCAAUUUCGACACACAAUGGAGGACAUGUACGUCAAACCAGGUAACCAGGAACGAGGAUGGAACGACCCCCCUCAGUUCUCCUACGGCCUCCAGACGGCCCGCACGCCACAGAGGACCCUCUUGAACAAGAGGCCCACGCUGCCCGAUGCCGCGGCCCCGCCCACGACUCCUCAUCCCAGCCCCUCAGGUCCGCCGCCAAGUGGCUUGGCCCCCCCGCCCGCAGGUCGGGCGCCCGGCUGGAAGGCCACGCCUCCCGCGGCUGCCGCGGGGCCGGUGAGCGGUCGGGGCAACGAGGACCGCGGCCGAUCGGAGGCCGAGCCUGACGUGGAGCGCGUGCUUGAGGUUCUGCUGCGAGCGCUGGCCGAGUGCCGGAGCGACGUGGAGCCUCAGGUGUGUAACGACAUGGAAAAGAGACUCCGCCUCUUUAAGGACAGCUGGACGUCAGGUCGAUUGAGUCUUCCUGUGAGAAGACGCAUGAGCGCCUUGUCGCGAGAGCUGCAGGCGGAACGCUGGGACCGGGCCGACGAGAUCCAUCGCUCACUGAUGGUGGAUCACGUGACCGAGGUCAGCCAAUGGAUGGUCGGCGUGAAGCGGCUGAUCGCCGAGACCCGAAAGCUGCGCCCCCAAGCGCUAGCGGCGGCGCUCGAGUCGGACCACAGCGACGACUGUCAGUCGUGACCCUUUCGAAGCAGACUGGCCUGGGCGACGGUAGCGGGAGGCCAAGAGGAAGGAGGAGGGAGAAUGCCGUUGCCACAGCGACCCUCCGGCAGCCCACCAAUCGCAGCGCUUCGCCGCCGACAAAGUGGGACCUUCUUUCUGGUUGUUUGACUUGACGAGAAUAAAGAAAUGGAUAUCGUGA
Hippocampus zosterae (dwarf seahorse) is the source of this 1063-nucleotide messenger RNA. It is a transcript of the gene sra1, whose product is annotated as steroid receptor RNA activator 1. The record is from RefSeq and is a predicted model, not a curated record. Lineage: Eukaryota; Metazoa; Chordata; Actinopteri; Syngnathiformes; Syngnathidae. The transcript is spliced from 6 exons. Gene Ontology annotation, cellular component: nucleus. Bases 220 to 882 code for a protein of 220 amino acids. Gene Ontology annotation, biological process: regulation of transcription by RNA polymerase II.